AAAACGAACAACAUGGUUGCAUGACAGUCUUGUGAAGGCGGUUUCUUCUUCGUUCAAAAUUGGUUUUUACAGUGUGUUUUUGAGGCGUUCAAGCUUAUGAAGGAAUCCGUUAUGUCUGUCUCCUCGCUUGUUGGAGCUUUUGAUGACAUCGUUCGCUCCACUUCAGUCCUCGCCGAAGGAAUUGAAGGAGGUUUGUGAUCCGAUUCUUCGCUUGUUGUUCAAUCAUUGCUGGAUCGUAUUGUCCAUAGUGUUGCUUGAUUUGUCAGCAGAUAAAUGCUUUUUGAAAUUAUGAACGUUACUUUGACUUUUUUCUUCUGUUAAUCAUUUCAAAGUUGUGAAAUCUAACGAGCUUUAUUCAGGAAUAAGUUAAAAGCAAUUCAAUCAAAGCAACUUGCAAAGCUUUCAGUUCUUGAGUUCAGUUCUUGAGAAUACAUUGUCUUAAAAGAACAUUUGAAUCAUUUUACCCUUUCCUAGAAUUCAUUAAGUUCGUUACACAACAAGAAGAAUGUCGGAAGAAGUGGCUUUCUGCCGAGAAUGAAGCUAUCCGACUAAAGCAAGAGAUCGCAAAACUCCAGGUAACAUGUUGGACGUUUUGUAAUUAUUAAUAAACGAAUAAUCCUUUGGUGGGCUCUUUCAUUUAACUUUCUGUUCCGGGACGUGAGCUCAAGUUUUAACAAUUUAACAAUAUUUUUCAGGCUGAAAAUGAAGCGCUUGAAGUUAAGUUGAAGCACGCAAGGUUGGUAGAUAAAUGUCAUAACAAAAUAACAAAACUUUGACUUAAGAAGUUGAAAGAAAAACGCAUGUUUUGAGCUGACGUUUAGAAAAAAUUCUCACUUCAGAAACCAGAAAACCCGUCAAACAUUUAUAAUGCUGUAGUGGUCAUACAGCAUGACAGAGAUUGAUAUCAGAAGAUGCAAUACCGUAUGUUGUUUUUUUAGGGUUGGUUUUACACAGUUUAUCUUUGCUUUCCAGAAGCCAAGUUGAAAUAGAAAUCAAGAAGAGGAUGAAAGCUGAAGCAACUCAAGACCAUUUGGUAGGGAUUUACAAAAGUUAAUGUCAUAAAAUUUACAGGCCCUAAUUGUUAAAAAGUUGGAUAUAACUUUAUCAAUUGGAUGAAAUCUAUAUCCAGUCAAAAUGCAUAUUGGUAAUACUUAUCUGCUGUAUAGUGAUUUAUCCUGUGGAUAGUGCUAUCUAAUGUUUGAACAAAGGGUGCCAUAAAAUAGUUACUGUAUUCUUUUCUGAAAGGACAUGUAUCUGGCUAAGUCACCAUUUUGGUCGGACAAAAUAAAAAUGUGCUUGAGAUCAAUCAAUAAUCAAUGCAUUUCGUUUCCUAAAGAUAGAAAAAUUACAUCAUGUAUGACAGGUACAGGAUGUGUAGGUUGACUGAUUACUGCCUUACCUUCACACAGUGUGCAAAGGAAGUUGUGUCCAAUAGCCCAGGGCUAGUGGAUUUUGCUAUUGGGUUAGCGAAUUCUCUUCUUAACUUCAGUGCCCAACUGGCAAGUGAAGUAUUUUUGGGAAUUCAAAUUACAGAACAACUGUUAUCAAAAUCGUUUUUUGGUUUAGUACAUGCUAAUUACAGCAUGCCCGAAUGGCAGACAAGCUCUAAAACCGACUUUCUUUGCACCCUCAGCCUCACAGCAGCAAUAUUAUUUUGUUUUUGUACUUCAAUUUACAUUUGCUCAAGGUAGAUUUUAUUUAUCUGCAAAAUGAUAGUCUGGUAUUAACUUUUUCUGGACAUCAUAAAUAAUCCAACCACAGUUAAGAUUUUGUUAGAAAUUGACCAAUUUUAGUCUGACCCCUAGCCUAGUCCCAUCCGUUCAUCCAGAACAAGCAGAAUUUUGUGCUGGACAAGGACCUUUUCGAGCUCACAAGCAAAAUGUGAUGGAAUUCAAGGUUCAUAGUCGUGCUGUGAGCUGCACACCACAUCAAACAUGGAGUUAGUCCCUGCCUCUCUAAGAUGGAAACACCUGUCUUGUAGAGAGUGACUGUUGUAUUUGUUAGUGUCACGUGACUAUUAAAAUAUUUGUUGUUUCAUGUCAUGUUACAGGAGAGACAAGUAGCAUUGAUCCGCGAACUGUUAAGUGACAAGGACACCAUGAGCAGGUUAAAUGACAACGAAAGACAGACGCUAAUGCAACUGAGCCAGUGUCACCAUGAUGAUAUGACCAGUCCAAGGAAAAGGUAUGAAAGCCUUAAGUCAAAUACUUACGAAAUGCAACAGCUCAGUCAAAAUGUUUUUUUACGGUAAGCAGGAUAAUGGGUACAAAAAGUCAGUUACUUGCAAAUAUUUUAAGUGUUUUGACUGGGCUGUGUAACAUUGCCUCCCUCACAUUUGUUGAUGAGUAAGACAAGUUUCCCAAGAAGUUUGUUUAGAGACUUUUGGUGUUGUAUCAUGGACAGAUUUGUUCCCCUGUUUCUGCCAGUAACUGGUGCCUCAACAUAUUAUCAUUGUUACAAUCCUUUCAUGAAUGCAGUCAUGGGUCAUAGAUUUUCACAGUGAUACGGUACGAACCUGCAAUCAGUUAAACACCUCUUGCAGAGCUGUCAAUAAGGAUCGUCACCUGUAGCAUUUGUUAUGGCUGAGAUCACUUUAUAUUACUGGUGAUCAAAGAGGAAAGUUAUAAAGUAAAACUAUAAACUUUGGUGAAAUGUAAAGGUGAAUAUUCAUUUACUAAGGCUCCUUCUAAAUUUAAUGACAGUCCUGUCUUGGGUAAUUUAUUGGCCAAGUAAGGGCAGUAUUACUGUCUAAAUUUAUAAGGACCACUAAUUACCAGAGAGCCAUUUCAAAGGGUUGCUGAAAAUUAGUGGUUUGUAUUAAAUGUAUUGUUUGUAUGUUUGUAUUAAUUAAGUGGUUUGUGUAUUGAAAAUGUGAUGAAUAUUUGUCAUAUUGUCAUCAGGCGCUUAAGUGUUCAGGAUGAAUCCACUGGUUCUAUCUUAUCUCCAUCGGAUAUCAGUUACGACAACACAGAGGAUGACUUGGUAGGAUUUAGUAAUAGAAGUAGUAUACAGUCAAUUCUUGUCUUGCAGAUACUUUGCUAUAACGGACACCCCAAUAAUAAACUAGACAUUAAUCCCCUGCAGAAAAUAAAUAAUAAGAAGAAAACAGAUGUUUGAUAUAAAUAAAUCCCCUCUAUUAUGGACCUUUGCUGUAUGAUAUGAACUCAUGGUCUUGAUGGUGUCCAAAAUACGCAGAUUUAGCAAAGACAACAUAAUGAUAGUGACGAUUGCACACGCAGAUCUAAAAACCGAUUUUAACCAAUGGUUGAACAGCAGAUUGAGAACUGGAAAAUACCCUCGAUUUUCCAGUGUUUUGAAUUUUCAUUUUACAUUGCAUUGAACCCAUAUAUUUUUGUUAACUAACACUUUUGCCUUUUAUUAGCUACCUGUGAUAGGCCCAAUACAUGAACACCAAACUAAAAAAAUAUUGACAUGCUUUUAUUUUACUAGGAUGUCUCUCAACCCAAGAGAGUUUCAAUACACAGAAAGGUAUGGAAAACAUUAGAAUUCAGCCUUUUGUAAAUGAAAAAUAAUUAUUUUGUUUUAUUUAUUACAUUGUGUGUGUUAUAAAAGUACCAGGAGAGUCAUGGGGUCCUGAUUCAGCUGUUGAAAAAUAAUAUCUGCUGUUUGACAUGGCAGUGAAUUAGGGGUAUGUAGUUAACAGAUACCAUAUGUUGAUGAAAAGACAGUUUACUUAGGCUGUAAUCAUAGUUAAGACCAAACAGGGUAUUGAGUUGAAAGCAAUUUUCAUUUUUAACUUAAGGAAAUUACAUGGUUAACUACUUACUGUAGUAGCACUCUAACUAAAUAUUGUAUAAUUUUUAUUCCCUAAUUUGCAGCCUCCUCCCACAGCUCCAGAGCUUGAUGUAAGUUAAACACAGUGAAGUUAUAAUUGAUGUUACAUGUAAUUUGAUAGGCAGUAAUCUAACAUUUUAAACGUACUGUGUUCUUGCCCAGUAAUUUUGUAAUUAUGACAUUCAAAAAAAUUUCAUCUGGCUUCGCAGACUUAAUCUAACCCCAGUUUGUAAUGUCUGCAAGCUGCCCUGAUAUCGCUGUUCUGAUCCCCCAACCGAACAGUCUCAACGAAUUACCAGAAAUGCAUUUAGAAAUUUCCCGUAAACCUGAUUGCCAAAUCAACAAUGGCUUUUUAAGAGGCCAAUCAUGGUGCGCACUCAAAUCCUAGUACACAGACCUGUGGGGGCCUAGAAUACAAGGACUUUGAACUGUUUCACAGAUGAACUUAACCUUCUGGGCCCAGAUGUUCGAAGGCUGAUUAGCACUUAACCGGGAUGAAAUUUAACCCGGGUUUUGUUUUUCUUGUGUGCAGAAGCAUUUUCUCGGAUAAUUUUCUCUGUUAUUUUUAAAACUUUCAAUAAUCAACUUGUAGACAAAAAGAAUUAAAACUGAAAGGAUUUUUAAGCUUUCAUAUGUGAAUUCAAAUCUUGCACUAACCCUGGGUUAUCUUAACCCAGCUUUGAACAACUCAGCCCUGUUGGGUAGGCUAUCUUGAAAUAUGCAGUGUAUAUGAUAUUUUCUCAAAUCAGCGAGUGCUUGUGCUGCCAAAAAAGUGGGUACUCCAUCAUGAGCAAAUCCUAAUGUAAUUGGAAUUAUUUGCAUACAUUUUAUUCAGCGGAGAAAAUUAAUCCAAGUUUUUUCUGUUGUUCUUAUUUAUUAUAUUUAUUUAUUUUUCACUUUAUUUCUCUCAGGUUACUCCUCCUAAAAGGCCAAGAAAGGAUGAGGUAGUUCUUUAUUCUAAGAAAAUGAUAUUAAAAUAAGAAAUUGUUGCGAUUUGCAAAGUACAAACUUCUGUACAUUCUAUGGCCUAAGUGCACAAAGAAGAAAAAACCUAUUACAAAACGCACGUAACUGAACAUACACUUAGGUACAUUUCCUUAUGAUAAAAGCCAAAAUUUCAUUAGAAAACACCCACUUAGUUGAAUUAGUGGUAAAUGUAUGUAAAAAUUGUGACCUGCUUUUCUCCCUCAUGACCCCCUUUAGCAGGUCCUGUGGAUCCCAGGGUAGGAAAUUCUGUUAAGAACACCGUUGACUGGUGCAUGUUUCUCAUUGGUGAUUGUUUUGCUUAUUUACCAUUAAUCCUUUUUGUUAGUUUGUGUUUAUGACAUAGAUAGGUUUAGUUGAGGGAUGAUUUUGUCUAUGACUUACAUGACUUAAUAAGUUUUAAAUUACUCAGUGGAUAUAUUCUUUAUUUUGAUUUUUCAAUUUGUGAAAUACAGCAUGAUGCUCCAGUGAUUGUACAACCACUUAUUCCAAGCAGUCCAGUCCAUGUUCCAGCUUAUCCAAGUCAACAGACCUAUGUGCAACCAUCCGCUCCAGGUAACCUUUUUAAUCCUUGAAUUGAAAUUUUAUUCUCCACACAACUGCUGUUUAAAUUAAAAAAAAAUUCUGCAAGAAUUUCAAGCCCUGAUUCUUACAGUUCUAAUGCCAUUAACUCAAAACUGCACCAAGUGCUAAGACUGUUAAAAUAGUUCCUAUCUUUCUACACACUUGUCCGGAUUUAUAUUCAAGUACAGGGCUCAAAAUAACGGCCGGUCAAUGGAGAAUGUCCGGCCUGAUCGUGGACUUGACCGGUCAAACUUUCGUCUUGCCGUUCAUUUUGACCAGUCAUUUUUGGAUGCGAACAUUUUAUAAUAUUUUCCAUAUAGUUGUCGCUUAAUGCAUUUAAAUGCAAUUUAAAGGAGUUAACAACUAAGAGCGCCUGGGUGCCUAGGUCAGCGGUCUUUGGCAUGCGCAUGCCCGGUGGCUGGCUACAUCGAUCAUGUGAUUCUUUGGCGCGUUCAGUUUUACCUUCGUGCUGGGUUCUGGCGGCCAUUUUCUUCCCCUCCCGCCCUCCCCCUAGGCUUGUUGGGUUUUUUCUCCUCUGAUGUCUCUUUUUUCAGUGUGACGGGUGCCUGUUCCUUUCUGUUGGUGUGGGGGCUGAUGGCUGGGUUGCGCUGUUGUGCCAGUCAUGGGGGCAUUAUUUCAAUCUAGGGGCUGGCUGCCAAUAGUGGAAGCCCCUGGAUACUUCAGGCACCCAACCUCCAUUUUAGUGAUGCAGUUGUUAAAUGCAUUUUGCUCUAUAACAUUGUUUGUCCAGGCUAAAAAGUAUUUGGCCCGUCAUCAUGACUGGCGACCUGCUGUCCAUUAUUUUGAGCCCUGAAGUAAGUUCAAAAUUGCUAGCCUGCGUGCAGUUGUCUCCUAUUUCCUUUGAAAAGGUGACGUCGUAAUUUGAGGAGCUUGUCAAAUGUCUGUGGUAUUAAGAAGAGAGGCUGCCAGUGUGUUUCGUUGUUUGCCGUCGACUCACCUCCUCAUCAUAACAAAUCAUGUUAUCUUAACAGCUGAUAUAAAUUACCGAGACCCAUACAGGCAUGCCAUAAGAGAGCUUGAGAGGUACACCAGCCCAAAGAAGGAAACUCCACAAAUGCAGAGGUAACUUGUUACUUUUUGUAUUCUAGUAAUUAUGAUACAUCUCUGUCCUACUUACUCAGCUCUGCUUACCAGAGUCCUUUCUGAAAAUACCAUAUUUACUUGAUUAAAUGGAAGCAAAAUAACCAAUAAACACGAGGUCCAAUCAGAAGGAUUCCGAUUGGAUCUCGUGUUUCGAAGAUUAAAAAAAAAAAACAAUCCAACUUGGUAAAUGUAAUCACACUUCCUGUUUUACAAAAUUCAAAUGAUUUACCGUUAAUGUUGUCAGUGAUUUAAGAAAUGUGAUUUUGAAAUACAAGGCGCCCUCGAAUAAAUACCGCAUCAGAAACGUUGGAAAUUAAAUAAGCGCCGCGGUGUUUAAUCGAAUAAAUAAGGUGCGGAAUCAAUAGAAAUGAACCGCAUCUAUGGCUUUUUUCAUGGCUCUGAAGCUCACCCUUGCGCCUUCCCUCCACAAUUUUCACUGGCCAGUUUGCAUCUGGCAGUUUUAUUGCAGCUCAGUGAAGAAAGCAUUUGUGGUGAAGCCGCUGGAGGGGUUGGUGGGGCAAGGCCAAAGGAGAAACUUCCCCUGUCCCCCUCCUCUCUCCUGACCCUUUUCUCUUAUUAGAGAGUUUAAGCAUCACGUUCACGACAAACGGAAAAGGCAGAUUCAUGUUGAGAAUUUCUCAAAAUAGAAAAUGAGCAGAUAAAAACAGCUCAAAAGAAUUCUUAUAGCCUACCUGUAGCCGCACCCUCCCCCCGACAAAGGAAGAGAGCUCCCUCUCUCCGUUUUUCCUUUGUCGGGGGGAGGGUGCGGCUACACAUAGGCUACAAUUCUUAUGGAUUAAAAAUUGCGUGAAAUUACUAAUUUAUGUGUCGAAAUAAUAAACCGUAAAAAACGACAAGUAAAGGGAAAACUGGUACACAUUGGCGUUUGCGGCUUGACGUAAACGUGAUGCUUAGCCUCCGUAUUACGGCUCAUUUUCACAGCGAAUUCUUCACAACAACCCAGUGAAACUGCUUCCUAGAUUUAUUUGUGACACUCAAGUUGGCAGUUGGCUAUGCCUGCACAUAAAGUUAUUAGAGUGGUACUGUUGGGCUGAUGAUUAAUAAAUAAACUAUUAUGUUUUUUCAGAAUUAUUUCACAAACUGGCAUAGGACUAGCUAAAAAAGACAAAGUAAGUACCUUAAUAAAAAUUUGAAAAUCAUCGUUUCACAUUCCAUUUCAAAAUAAUGUAAACCCAGAGCUCAAAAUAAAUUGGGGACUGUUGCCUAACGUGAUGACCGGCCAAGAAAACUUUAGCUCGGUCACUACUAGCCUAAUAAGCAAGCAAAAACAUGAAGUGAAAAAAGAUACUUGUUCUCUCGAAACGUAAUAAUGUGAAUUUUUUUUCUGGUCGGUUAUUUACGUAUCCGGUCAAAAUGUACCCUGGGUGCCAGAGGCUUUUCAUGCGCGGUUUCCGCCUUCGGUCAAGUCUUAAAAAGUGAGUGGCUUCGCAGCUCGUAUCUUCGGCCUUUGGCCGAACACGUGUCGUCCUGCGGCCGACGAAACGAAGCUCCCCGUCGCACGCGAGAAAAAACCUCUGGUACCCAGGGUAGUCAAAAUGACGGGCAAACCGAAACUUUGUCGGGACCAAUGGUAAUCUUGAUCGGACAUUAUCCGUUGACCGGUUGUUAUUUUGAGCCCUGAAACCCACACUGAGACUGAUGUAUUUGUCCUCUUUUACUGAAACCGAUGCACGCAUGUCCAAUAUCUUAACGGACACCUCUGUAAAACGGACACCUAGAGUUGGUCCCUGCCUUUGUUUAUUCCCUUUAUUUGACUCUUUAUAAGACGGACAUCUCUCUAAGGCGGACACUUAGUGCCGGUCCCAAAGGUGUCCGUCUUGGAGAGAGUUGACUGUAUACAUAAACAUACAAAUUGUCAAAACGCCAACACUAAUCGUACCGUUAAUAAAGGAUAACGACUCGUCAAAGAAGCUUCGCGAUUAGCGCCAUUGGUACGAUUGGUAUGCCAUUGGUAACUGCAAGCUGAUAGCGACACGGGCAUCAUUCCGAACAAACACGCAAUGAAUGAAUGAUUGAUCGAUUGCGAUUGGUCUCAUUGGUUCUACGAAGUCAGGGUCGGUUUACACAAGAAGAUAUUUUUUGCGGAUUCGUGACGAAUCUGGCGCUUGGAACUGUAAUUACGUAAUUGACCAAUCAGAUCAAUAACCAGAGUAUAAUACCAUCAACUGACGUGAUACAACUCACUUUGACUCUGAAGAUGACUACCGCACAGGUUUUCGAAACGUCAGUCACUGUCAAACAACAACAGUCCUAUUCAGGACUACGUUCACCCGGACGAUUAAACUCAACCUGUACUUUUGAAAUGACUCCUGGGUUCAAACCUUUCACAGUCGCUAAACUUUGUUGUUCCUCCCCCUAUAGCUUCUGUUAUGCCGUCAUCAUACACCUCUCAUCAUCAUCAUACAAAUACCACACAAAAUUGAAGUAUAAACGUUGUUGAUCAUUAUCUUUUUUUAGAAACAUGCAUUCGUCUCCAAAACUGUAAUCAAGCCCGAGAGCUGCCAGCCGGUAAGAAUUAAACACCCCCCCCCCCCCACCCCCAUUUUAAACUUGUCAUAAGAGUUUUUUUGCUUGAUUUUUGAAGUUUAACUUGCUUCGCUGCGUUUACUUUGUUUACUGUAUUGUCUCUACAGUGUAACAAGAGGAUAAAGUUUGGAAAACUAGCCUUGAAGUGCAAAGGUAAUUACAGUAGUCAAUUUAUUGUUGAAUUGGCGUAGAGAAGGAGGCAAAUUAUUAAAUGUUAGAAGUUUUAUCAUUUUGUGAUUGGCAGCGGGCUUAACCUCCGUAAAAAAAACAAAAUCGUGUUGUUGACUUUCCUGGUGAAAAAAGAAUAAUGACAGGCUUUUCGGGGUGCAUUGUUUUGAGAAUGCGGGAAAAAAACCUAUGUCAAAUCUUGUCCCCGUCCUCGAAUCUAAAGGACGCUGUUGUUAAUGGCCUUAAAGCUUCCUGUUUUCUUUGCAGAUUGUCGUGCUGUGUGCCACCCUGACUGUAAAGAUCAACUUCCGCUUCCUUGUGUGCCCUCUAAUGACACUCCAGGAUCUGGCAGACGUCGCCCAGUAAGCCCGAGACAUCUUUACACGCACCUUACAUUCAGUUACAUGUCCAUGUCGGUUUUGUUGUUCUGACGACUGUGUCUUUGUUUUGUUAGGAUGAAAACAUCGAGUUCUAUGCUCCCACUACGAGUCCUAUGGUGCCAGAGAUUGUUGUACGUAUUUUAUCAUUAGAGAGCUUUAGAUUCGAGGACGACUUCGAAUACGAGAUUUUCUCAAUACUGAGUAUUGCGCGCGCGGGAACCAGUGUCAUUUUGGCGGGAAAACUCGAUAGCCGUAGUCAUUCUACAACGGGAUUUAGCGAGAAUGUUGUAGUGGCGGGAACAAAUUAUCAAAUGUUAGAAGUUUUAUAAUUCUGCUAUCGAGAGAGGGCGUAACCUCCUUCAGUAUAGAUAACCGUACUAACAUUUUUGGUGGAAAAGAAUUUAAAAUGAAGCUUUCCGGGGUGUCUUUUUUUUUAAAACACGGGCAAAACCUUUAAGUUUAAUCUCGUACUCGUUCUCGCCCUCAAAUCUACAGCUCUCUAUUAAAACGUUUCAAAACCGACGUUAUAGCCAAUCUCUAUUUUCAAUAUCAUUAAAGUAGUCAGAGAAAACAGCCGACAUUUUGCGACGCCACCUCUGGUUUCCCCGCGAAAUGACGUUUGAGAAACGACCGCAGAAAUUUCAUACUGAUGACGCGUCACUGCCCUGAUCUGGUAGUGCUUUUGAUUGGUUGAAGCAAUUUUCCCUCGCGGUACGACCAAUCAGAAGCACUAUCCAGAUCUGGGUAGUGACGCGUCAUCAGUUUGGAAUUUCUGCGCUCGUUUCUCAGACGUCAUUUCGCGGGAAAACUACUGGUAGUGUCGCGAAUGGCGGCUGUUUACUCAGACAACCAUUAAAGUCGCGUAAGUAUUGACCGUUAAAGACACUCGUGCAGCUUUACUCUCUCUUUUGUGUAAUAAAAUUCUGAUAAACCUGAACAUCUGGGGUGAAUUUGAUAAAACUUUUAUAAGUGUAGCCACUGUUUUAGUCUGAAAACAAUAGCUACACUUGUAAAUUACGCUUUUAAAAGUUUUAUUAAAUUCACCCCAGCAUUAGACCAACGCGGAAAUAUAGCAGCCUAUGUUAAUUUAGAAGUAGAGGACGUAGAAGAAAGAAGUUUAUUGAACAGACACGUUAGAGCACAUCUCAACUGUUUCACUUUGCCUCCAUAAAAAUAAGAGAAAUGACUUUCCUAACUGCUUUCAAAGCAGAGAAAAAAUGUAACUUUUAGCCAACCUUUAUAUGUGUUUUCUGCUUAGGUCAGAUGCGUUGAACAAGUUGAACGUCGCGGACUUGCCGAAGUUGGAAUCUACAGAGUGCCAGGGUGAGUUCAGAGUCUAAAGCUAAGGGAAGAAGUGAGUUUAUUGUCAAGAAGUGUCGUUACCGGAAAGAAUAAGGAAAAUGAUAACUCGCGCCACCAGACGAAUUUUUGACCGUUGUUGCGUUCACACGGAGCCAACAUUACCGUACGAAAAUUUAAACGCCAAGCGGUUCAAAAAUUUUGAACACCGAUAUCAAGGUCAAACUUUUUAGCCGGUACGGUCGAAAAUUUGACCGGCGCAGAGUUAGCCACGAUGACCGUCUUAAUGUUUUCUACGGCCAAGGCAUGCUUGCAUUGAUGAGUGGUAACUCAGCAGCGAGACGCCAUUUUGGAUUUGUUCAAGUUGCGCACUGCGCAUGGACAAAGACAAAGCUAAAGUUCACCGUUUGAAAAAAGUCAAAAUUCAACUUGGUUGGCCAGUUUCGUGUGAACAGAGCGAAAAUAUUGAACAGUUCCAUGUGAACUAAAUUCGUCUGGUACCAUGUGAGCGUAGCCGUAAAGCCUAAACGUUCAUCAGAGCAUUAGUUAACAGACAGGAUAAAAGGAUCGACAACGACUUCAUUUUUCGGCAAAAUAUAGAAUCAAGAAUUAAUCUGCAACUCGUCGUGGUGAUUUUUGCUGUCUGAUUGUUUGCAUUGUAAUUUCAGAGCUGAACGAAGUGUAAAGGAAUUGAAGGAAAAGUUUCUACAAGGAAAGACCACUGACUUGGUAAAGUGAAAUAAAUGCGAUUUUCCAAAUGGUAGUCAGGAUUUAAAAUAGAUCACGAUCGAUAUAUUUUUAUUCGAAAUACUUGUUUCGAUGUGUCUCAUAUCUUCGUCAGUGAUGAUUUUGAAAUUGAAAAAACUGCAAAUUUUUAACAACCUAAAGAGGCAUGCACAUUGAGUUAUGAUCACAGAAGAGUGUGUAUAUGGCACGAUAACACAUAAUUUUUGCAAAUAUUCUGAAAAUCCCUGCAAAGAGUCACUUUUCAUGACAGUAUGAUAGUGUAGAGGAUUACUGACUGAACAGUAUUUUCCUUAGUCUGGUGUGGUACCGUAGGUGAUUGAAAGGAAAGUUAGGGAUGAGGCCCGCAAGAGCGCUAUGUUCUUUAGACUUCCAACAGUCCCUCGGCCUCAGGAUUGCCCCUUGGGCGAAUCCGUUACAUCUUCUCCCUCGCCGGUUUCCUCGCUCGCUCGCUUGAUCGCUCGCAGGUAACAUGUUCGCCCGCGCGACAAUCUUGAAGGCCUGCUAGCAAUCUAAAGCAGUCUAGACGUUCUCGCGCGUGUCUUUCCCUCGAAACGCCUGCCACGCAAGCUAUACUUUCAGAGUGGUCUACUUCCGAAGAAAACUAUUUAGCAUUUUUUUUUUUUUGUGGUAGUAUUCAUUAUUUCAAUUAACGGUUUUGUAAGACACUCGGACAAAGAAACUGAGUUUCAGAAGUUCUUAUAAUUAUUCUUUUUUUGUCCACAGAGCAAAGUUGAAGACAUUCACGUUGUGUGCGGAUUGCUCAAAGAUUUCUUCAGGAAACUGGCCGAACCACUGGUUACGUACAAACUUUGGUCGGCAUUCGUGGAUGCUGCAAGUAAGACCGUUAAUUAAAUACCAUUUUCAUCUCCCGGAAAGUUCAACUGCAUUUGACUGAGCGAGUUGGAAUAAGUUUCAUUAAAUAGGUCAUUCCUGAGUUCCCCCGAACCUCUGUAUCAAAACGAGGUUGAGUGCUCAGCCUUUGAUAUGGAAAGGAUUUUCAUUGUCAUUCGAAUAGAACUCAUUUUCACAAGAAAGGUUGUACACUUGGCCUCAUUUUGAAAGUGAGGGUUUUCGAACUCGGAAGUGACCUAUUAGUAGGAACGCGAACUCCCUUUUUUUGUUUUGGCUUUUAUUUCACAGUGCGCUGCAAAACUGAGGCAAUCAGAGCUCAACGCAAACACGUGUAACCGACAGAAAGCGCGGUAAAACUCAUAGAAACGAUUCACGAUUGCUUUUGUUGUUUGUUAUUGGCUAAAAAGUGGCGGGAAAGAGGCUGAGCGCGUGUUUCUUUCUUUUUUUCUCCAGACAAGACAGAUGAAGAUGAUAGUGCGAGUGCUACAUAUCAAGCGGUCAGCGAACUGCCUCAAGCGAACAGAGAUACCCUGGCCUUUUUGAUGGUUCAUUUACAAAAGUAAGGCUCUUUGUAUGAGCAUUUUCCUUUUGCUUGUCAUGUAAUUUCCUUCAGUUUCUCAGCGCAAGAAGAUGGUCAAGUUGAAACGCACUUCUUUAACCUGUAUCAUAAACAAAACCAUAUCGGAUAAUGGGUCAUUGUUUUCUUUUAAAUAAUAACAAUAAUAACUUUAUUUGUAUAGCGGUAUAUGCAAAAGCUCUAUAUCGCUUUACAAUCAAAAAAAGAAAAUAACUAACAAUAGCACCAAAACAAAAAGUCAACUGAAAGCGAGUCUAAAAAGAUAAGUUUUCAAUCUAGAUUUAGAUUUAGUCGUGUUUCGUAGUAUCGAGAUGCUAUCCGGCAGGAUUGUAUUUCUUUCAAUCUCUUUGGUUUUAUUUUACAGUCACACCCCUUCUAUCGGCAUUUUUUUUCGCAACAAUUGGCGAACAUCCUUUUAUUUUGCAGUUGGUGGAGUCCUUGAAAAAUGAAAAAUAUGUCCUUGAAAAGUCCUUGAAAAGUCCUUGAAUUUUUAGUCCAAAAAAGGGUACGAACCCUGAAUUGCAUUUAAGGUGGAUUUCUACUAUCGCGUAAUUUUUACGUGCGCUCGAGCUUAAGUUUACGUGCGUAAAUAAAAUAGAGUCAAUGUAUGUUGUAUGUCAAUGUUUCAUGGGGAACCUUCAACUCUUUCGAGCAUUUUCUCACAUCCACUUUUGUUUUGGCGUAAUAUGCCAUUUCUUAGUUAAAAACCCUCAUUUUCAAACCGAAGUUAAGUGUAAAACCUUUCUUGUGAUAUUGAGUUUCAUUUGCAUCAGAAAAAAAAAACGGUUUCACUCAUAGCCUCGCUUUGAAACAGAGGCUUUGGGCAACUGGAAUAUGGCCUAUUAAUUUCGCCAUUCCUUUUUAGGGUGGCUCACUGCACCGAAUGCAGAAUGUCGUCCAGUAACUUGGCCAAAGUUUUUGGCCCUACUCUUGUCGGAAACUCUUCAACGGACAUUGAACCAAUGCAGAUGUUACAGGAGGCGAAAUGGCAACCCAAGGUAAUGUGAGAGUUCCUUUCUUUAGCCUGCGUAGCAGGCGCUUGUACGUAAUGAGCACAAGGGGCGCUCGAGAAAUCUCUGUUGCGCGCCCCGAUCCCUCUCACUUGUUACUUUCUGACGCCUGCUACAAAUGCUAUCUUUCCUUAGCCUCUUUCUGGGUUAUUUAAACCUUAUUUUGAGAUUUCAAGAUAGCUAUUCCCGGAACUCAGACUUUUAGAAGUAAGAAAGAAGGAAAGCCUGUAUGCAACCUGAAAAACGACAAAGAAGCACCGAUCUUAUUAGUAAGGAGCUUAAGCAACGAUGGCGGCCGCUGCGAUCGUGAACAUCCCACGACGAACUUUUCAUUGUAUUUUUCAACUCAGAUAACGUUCGUUAAGAAUUCACUUUCCAAAAGAAUUCGCCUUCAUCGGACUAAUUUAACGGGGUGUAGUUAUCCGAUGUCGCUAUGAGGCUUGAAGGAAAACGUGAAUUCACUUUUGAGGUGACGUUUUUGCUGCUGUACCCCGUUGCACUGCCGUUGCUCAAGCUCUUUAAUCUCUCUUUAGUCCUCGCCCCCUCAGUUCUUUGUCCUUCUGCACCUGCUCUCAGUUCUGUACGACCAUGGUUAGAAAAAAAAAAGAGUUUAUAGGAAACAAGGAGAUGGGCUCCUGAGGAAGCUAACUCGCGCUAACUUCGGGCAAAAUUGUAGCCUUAGAGAAGUAUUGAUGCUCCAAGGCCUAAAACACUAACCGUGCCUUAACAAAAUGCCAGCCUCAUUACGUGACUAGUAAAACGCUUAUUAACCUGUUCAAUUAAAGUAGAAAAUUCAGUCCCACAUUGUAAGCUGGAGUAACAAUUUAUUUUUCGUGACAACUGAACGUAUGUAAUUGUGGUUUAUAGGUUGUUGAGCGACUCCUGUCGAUGCCCGUUGACUACUGGAACCAAUUCAUCAACACAGAUGAUGAGAACAUACGAUCUCCCCCAUAUAACCCUUCCACACACCGGGCGGACGGAACUCCUAUCACCCCUGAGUGUAGACCGGGUAAGAUUCUCCUGAAUCCGCAAAUCCUACCUAACGUAAUUAUUUAACCUCUACGGCAGCCUGUUCCAGGCGUUCAGAUAGUAGAGUGCGGCGAUCAGAUGGUGAGGGGCGAGUUAAAUUGUACGCCGAGAAAACGGGGAAAAUUUGUUUUUUCUUCGUGAAUUUUUCUCCCGCGCUCUACUAUCUGAACGCCUGGGACAGACUACCAAUACGGAAGAAUCAAGGUUGGAAAAGUCAGCUAAAAAGAAAAAAAAAAAGAAGAUCAAGCAAUCGCUCUGACGAAGGAUUAGCGCAAGAAACUUCAGCUUGUGUAUCUCCCUUCCAUGGCCAAUCUACCUUAUGAACUCAGUUGAUAGACUGCGAGCAGCCUCUCUUUUCUUCUUCCGUCGUGCGAGACAAGAAAACGACCACGCGCGUGACGAAAGGCGAACGCAGGAGAUGUUGCCGCCCUCGUUUGCCACGUCUCGUGUUUCUCUCAUUGCCCUGACUAAAUCUGAAGAAAAAGAGACUGCUCGCAGUCCACUCAGUUGACAACAUAAACACUUUGGAGAGUAAAUCGUGAAAACUGACGUGAAAGACGCGCUGGGAGUCACUCGGCCAGGGCUCGAAAUUGCGACUAAUACGGUCGCCAAUGCGACUAAAAAUUCUCCAGUCUGACGACCAGAUUUCUCUAUGAUUUAGAUUUAAAUUACUUAAAAGAGUCAAGUUCAAAUAAAAAUUUAAUCUUAUCUUGCUUUGCUUUCGUCAUAAAAAAAUUGUGCCAAAUCGCAUAAACAAAGCCCGUUUACCUCCAAAGUUAUACCGACUUCUGUCAGCGAUAUUUUCAAACAAUCAAAUCUGAUGGAUCGCGCGAUAGUAUGAGCUGCGUCAUUAACGUUAUGCAAACUGGCGACUAUGUUUCGCCAGUUGGUCGCCGAAAGGCGACUAGAGGAGUUCUAAUUUUGAUCCCUGGAGUCGGUGGUGAUAGCCGAAAUCUAGACUUGACGAAAGGAGGGGGAAGGUAGCCUGCGAGAGCAUCCGGUUUUUUCGGCUCUAAGCGACGACGGGAAAUACGUCUGCGGCUGGCAAGCGAGGUGGAAGGGGAUAGUUGAAGAUUUAAGCAUCCGGUUUUUGAUAUAAACGGCUCUAAGCGACGACCAGAAAUACGUCUGCGGCUCGCAGGCUAGGUGGAAAAAACGGGUCGUUUAAAAGAAGAUAUUUUGUCCACGAACAGGUUCUUCUUUCUUUGCAAAAAGAUGCUUUUUUUCUCGCUUAAAAUGCCAUUUGGGCGAAAAAAAAAUUGACACCUUCCCCAGUCUACGCGAAGGAAUGGGUAAAAAGAAAUAAACUUGUCGAGUUUUGAACUUUUUUUCAAAUUCGCAUUAGGCUUUGUCAACCAUGUUUACGUACCGAGCAAACCUGGCACCAGCUUUUUAGGUAUUUUAUAUGAACAGGUUUUUUCUUCUUUUCCCGCCAUCGCCCCUUCCCCAGUCUACGCGCGUCUUAUUUUCGCUUGGCUUGUCACUAUCUGAGAGCCUGGCACCAGCUUUUUGGGUGUCAGAUGACGUUUUUUAAAACUGGCGUAAAGUUAGCUUCAAGUCUCUCACCUUACAGGGGCUGUGUCACGGCUAUCUUGUUCAUUGGGUUGUUAAUAUUGUCAAUAGCGCGUCUUAAUUGGUGAAGGAACUUAACGUCAGCAGGAAUUUACUAUUGAAUAACAAAAUCACAGCUGCCUUUAUGCUCUGAUGACUCCAUACAAAUCCUUCUAAAAUUGGCUUGGAUCGAAACGUUAACGAUCCAGGCUUAUUUUAGAACGAUUCAUAUGGAGUCAUCAGAGCAUAACAAUGCCGUAUCUCCCCGCCAAUUUGCCCCAACAGGCUGAUCUUUGAAAAGCUAAAAUAUUUUGGUUCAUUAUACGUUUCCGGCACACUGCCCAUUUGCCCCCAACAUCAACCAGGGCUGAUUCAGACCUUCAAAAGGGGCUAAAAUAUUUUGGGUCAAAAAUAAUUAUAAUCCGCCACUAUCAACAAACUUCACACUUGGGGCAAAAUGUUGGGUUAAGGGAGUAAUUUCUGAAAUUUAGUGUUUUUGACGUCUCGCCUCUUUUCUCUUUAUGUCUUUUUUUCUUCUAAUUCUAUUUUUAGUGCCCGAAAGCAUGCUUGGACCAGUAACAUCGGGCAAGUCUGUGAAGAAGAAAGGCAGCAUCCUGUCCAGGACUCCUCUGACACCAAGGUAAUAAUAAAAGAAUACGAGCAAUUGAACCUAGACUGCAAAACAGUCGGUUUUUUCUCAAAACCAGUUUAGCAGGGUGACAUUUUCGCGAGAAGCGCCUGGGGCUCACACGCCCCAGUCUCACUCUCUACCUCGUUUCCAGGUUCUCUCUCCUACACGGGAAGGAGAGAACCCUUGGAACGAGGUUGUCUCAUCCUCGUUACUCCGCAUCUUGACCACUCGCGCGGGCGAAUCUUAACUUUGACAAAAAUAGGCCGGGGUUGUUUCGCAAGUUGUGAUUAGUCAAUUCGAUUUUUAGAUCUGGUGCGCGAUCGUCGGGUCGCGUAUGGUAGGGGGUUGGGGAUUUUGGAACAUGCACUGAAUUUUUUUGGUACUCGUAAGAUGGAAAUUUUGUUCCCCUGGGAAAGUUUUUGGUUUCGGCGAAAAUCAAUCUAAAUGUGUAAUACUUAAUAGUUUACUCAAUGUUUUUUUUUUUUCUCAUUUAAGUUUUAUUUGGGACCAACCAGCGAAAAUCCGUCAACACAGCUGGAAAGAACGCCUUAGAAUAACGUUAAGUUUCCAAGUUUAAAAGUGAUUUGUUGAAAACUAUUAAAACUAAGAUAGAACUCCGCAAAGUCAAGGAAUUUUACAGACAUUUGUAUUGUGGGGUUGUAGGGGGCAAGUUCGUGCCCCUCACCAUACAAACGUCUGUAAGGUUUUGCGACUUUGUGGAGCAAUUUCUUCGCUCUCCUUGGACGUAUCACCUUUAAACUUGGUAAGUUACCUUGUUUUUAAGGCCCUCCUCCAGCAGUGUCGAUGGAUAUUCGCAUACUGCUCUUUAUCAAAACUUGUAAGGAUCUAUUAUGUUGCUUCGGUGAGCGAAAAAAAUGACAGAAGAACUUGUUCUCAGCAGAAACUCGUUUAUUGACGAGUAAUAUACUCGCAGAAUAGUAAAGAAAUGUUUGAGGAAAGCAUUGAUAGUGUUACAAAAGACUUGUUGCGAUUGAAGAAAAAAAAAAAUCCCGGCCAACCAGCGAAUAAUACAGCCGCUUUUCAUCACUUCCCGACGCUUCGUUUCUCUCGCGAAACGUUCCUCCUCCAGCGGGAAGCGAUGAGCGUGCGAUAUUUCAGCUUGCUGGAACCGCUGUGUCGAGUGUCUUCUCGUACUUUGAGUGUCUAAAGUUCUUUGAAAUAGACAUCGAAAGAAUACGAUUUUUUUUGGUUGUAAUACUUCUACUAUUGAAUCGCCUCUCUUAGUUUUAAUAUUUUCUUUCUUGCGAUGAAGAAAGAGGAAAAAGUUUUGUUCGAAUUUCCCUAAAACAUGUUGCUUGGGUGGACUUAAGUUUCCCGAAAGACUUUCGCGGUCAAAAGCGAUGUCCUAGGGUCUACAAUUUCUCUUUAACGUGGUUUUUGGAGCUGAAAAAGAAAAUGAGAUUGGGAGGGUUCGAAAAUUACAUAUAUGUUUAAGAAAAUUUUGAAAAACAAAGAAGAAAGGUCAGUAGACGAAGGUUAACGACUCUAAAACGGGAGCAUCAAUAUCUAGCGAAGUCUUAUUUAUAGCAUUGUGUCUGUACGUCAUAUAGUAACCAUUAUUCUGUCUUACUUUGUGUUAGGUUCGGAAGCAAGAGCAAGCAUCCUAACAAACGGCCGACGCACUUCUUUGCUUCUCCGAUGUUAAAAUAGAUACCAAGAUGAUAUAAUUAAUUUUAGUGAUAGUAAUGGGUCUUUGUAUAAUAGUUAUACAACCUUUAUAGUUGAUACACGCCUCAUGGUCACUUGUGUGACCCACUGUGCCAUACGACAUUUUAUACCAAGGCCGAUACGGAUGUAAGUGUCUCUUAUUGAGACACUGGGAUGUCAAAACCCGAUUCGUAUCGCGAGAAGGAAUUUAAGGGGUAUGUUAUCAAGAAAAGAGUAUUUCUCCGUUUGCGAAGGAGUUGAUUUGUUAUUUUGCGGCAUCAGCGGAUAGUUUUUGACAGUAUUUGUUUUUUAGGAUGAGUUGCUACAUGUCUGUCUUUCAAACAAGUGUUAGGGCAGCUAAUUUCAUUUACUGCUUUGUUCCUCAUAGUUUAAAUAUCUUCGUCCAGCUAGGAGCAAAAUUAAUGUGCCUUGUAACUUCGUGCACUAGACUAUGAGCAGUAGCAUCGCUCUGUUGUUUUUCUGAUGCUUUUGAAGCCUCAGUUCUUGCAAACUAUACUCUCAUUAAAAGGCA
This is a messenger RNA of Porites lobata, 19438 nucleotides long. The record is from the annotation of a GenBank genome assembly. Lineage: Eukaryota; Metazoa; Cnidaria; Anthozoa; Scleractinia; Poritidae.